AUGGAAUUAAUUGGAUUGAUUACGCGGUGGUAUGGACGCGUGCAGAGCGUCAAGUUGUUGCCCCGGGGCGAGGAGUGCCCCGUGGACGGAGCCUCCGGUGGUUCACUUGGCGAGGGAAGUGAGGGUGGUUCUGGCACGGGCUCCGGGAGCGGAAGUGCUGGUGGUGGCUCGACGAGCAGCGGGGGUGCUUCAGCGACGGUGGCGUUCAUGGAUAUCAAGUCCGCAGCGAAGGCUCACGCGAUUGAGCACACCCUGGACGAACGAGCCCUUACAACCCAGUACUACGAACCUCAACUUAUUCAACACAGGUUUCCCUCACACGGAGACAUAGUGCUGUUAUGUAGUUAUAAAUUCAAAUCCAUGGAUGAUAACUCGGUUGAUUGCUCCAAAAGUGACGAAGAUUGGGAGAGUAAAAAACAAUGGCUUGAAUUUAAUAUUGAACCGCGUUACACAAAUAUUAUUGAUUAUUUUGCUGACUAUAACGUUUUACAAAAAAAUUCCGAGGAUCAUGGAACCAGCGUCGGCGUCAGUGUCGUCGGUAGCGGAGUCUCAGGGAACGCCGUCAACGUCGGCGUCAGCGAGCGAGGCGUCGAGAGAGUUAGCGAGACUUUCGAGUCGCGCGUAUCCCACGGAAAUUUCUACCCGGGGGAGCGAAGUAACCGGGUGGAGCACUCAGUCGACUCAUCGGCGGUUGACCCGGUGGGAAGCUACAUGUCCCGGAGUAGGCCGACCCCUUCUAGCGGGUACCACGUGACGGCGCCCAGGGCGCGGGAACGGUUAUAUCCGCGUACAAGUUCGUACGUCACCGGUCCGCCGCCCUCGUCACACCUAGAUCGCCAUCGGGGUGCUAUGUCCAUGUCUUCCUGGCUCGGCUACGAGUCGGACAUACACGUGAACAUAAACUCACUCUCCACACAACUAGUUGGCCAGCCGUCAAUUAGACCGUCGUGGGACAUACCAUCACGCUCUGCUUUUCUGUCAGGUGGCGGAGUGAAUAGCGGAAGCGGCGUCAGUAUCAGCAGCUGCGGGGGCGGAGGAGUAGUCGGAACCGGCGGCGGAGUCAGCAGCGGCGGCAGUGGUGGCGGCGGAGGGAACAGCGGCAGUUCCAUGAGACAGCACAAAAAGCAGAGAAGAAAAUCGAGAAGCGGCAGCAGCUCUCCAAGCGGGUCAAGUCGUUCUGGUAGCAGCAGCAGUAGCAGGAGUAACAGCUCCGCAGGCAGUACCUCGGGUGACAGUAGUUCCCCCGGGAGUUCUCCUCAUCGUACCGGAAACGCCGCCGUCUCGGACGACAGGAGGCCCUUGGCCAUUUGCGUAAGGAACUUGCCCGCCAGGAGCAGCGAUACCUCACUAAAGGACGGACUCUUUCACGAGUACAAAAAACACGGGAAAGUAACCUGGGUUAAGGUGGUCGGCGCGGCUGGCGACAGGUAUGCGCUGGUCUGCUUCAAGAAGCCCGAGGAUGUCGAAAAGGCCCUUGAAGUUUCACACGACAAGUUGUUCUUCGGAUGUAAAAUAGAGGUCGCGCCUUACCAGGGCUACGACGUCGAGGACAACGAGUUUAGGCCCUACGAGGCUGAGCUAGAUGAGUAUCAUCCCAAGGCGACCAGGACGCUGUUCAUCGGCAACCUGGAGAAAGAUGUUACCCAAACUGAUCUUAGAAAUAAUUUUGAGCAGUUUGGCGAGAUCAUUGAAAUCGAUAUUAAGAAACAGGGAGCCGUGUCGAGUUAUGCAUUCUGUCAGUAUGCAGACAUCAGCAGUGUCGUAAAGGCAAUGAGGUCGAUGGACGGGGAGCAUCUUGGCUCGAAUCGCAUUAAACUCGGGUUUGGUAAAUCCAUGCCGACAACUUGCGUUUGGGUUGACGGUAUUGGCGAGUGCGUCUCGGAAAAGUACCUGAAUAUGCAAUUUCACCAAUUUGGACCUAUUAAUCAAGCGGUAAUUGAUCGUGAGCGAGGCCACGCGCUUGUAUUUUAUGAGCAAAUGAAUUGUGCUCAAGUUGCGGUCAAAGAAAUGAGAGGUGCAUCGCUCAGAGGACGUCGACUGCAAGUUGACUUUGCCUCGAGGGAAUUGCAAGAGUCAUUUUACGAACAUCUUGAGAGACAGGGUGUCACAGGCGAGAAGCCAUGGGAUUCUCGACCGUCACCUGCGGCGACAUUUGAUGUUGCGCGAGAAAGAAGCUUUGAAGCGGCUGUUACAGUGCCUAAUGCAGGAAGCAGGUUUACCAGGUAUGAAACACCUCCACGAGCGAGGACAGCGAGUUACUCUCGUACUCCCGGAGGUGGUAGCACACCUGGAGCGAGUCCAGCUCACCCAACAGCAAUGUCACGGACGAGCAGACGAUCGUAUCAAGCGGAUCCUUACUACGAGGGUGACUACACAGAGCCAACGUCCAGGAGGUUUAGAAGUUACGACGAGUUCAGUCAAGGGAGCGGUGCCAGUCACGACGACUACGAGAGCAGUGUCCUGGGUGACAGUAAACUCAAUGACGACGAUUUACUGCCACCGCCCCGACGUCAUGCUAUCCAAAGUGUGGUAACGAGUGUCGAGCCUCCAGUACCAUCUUCAUUGCUAUUGCCACCGCCGGACAUUCGGCAUCUCCAGAAAGAACGGGUGCAUUUACUCGAGCAGCUCGAGGAGUGUCAUAGCAGCGGCGACGAGGGAUUCGCGCCGAAAAAACGGCCAAAGCUCGACAGUUCGUCGGCGAUUCUCUGCGACGACGAUGAGCCCGAAAUAGCUUCGCUUCUCGUGACGUCUCACUCCGGUAGGAAGGGCAUGGACGUCAGGAGGGUAAGCGACAGCAAAAUUCUCGUUCAUCACAAUACCAGGCGCGGGAGUUGCGAAGGUCGCGGACCCGGGCCUUGCAAAAGGCGACGGGACACUUCCAGUAGGCAUCACGAGCACCACGACAGCUCGAGACCUGGCACGCCUCUCGUUGACGAGCGACCGGAAAAUAUCAUUCCAAGUGAACCGAGGAGUCCAAGUGCGGCGGCCCAACCACCGGCUUCACCGCCUCCCCGACACCCGAGUCCGAGCCCAACGAGUUCAGACAGUGAAACAGCCCCACAGUCGCCUAGUCUCGAAGAGCGAAUACGAUCUCUCGACGAGAAAUACGAAAAGUGGUCCGGUUCACGGGCAUUGAGUGCCGCUGGUGGUGAUGCAUUAGCAAAACUCGACGCGACCGCCUCUGAAAGAUUUAAGUUUCGUCACAAAUUACUGGAUCUUGAUCUCAAUGAAGUACAACCUUCGGACAUUGUUAAGUCAGUAUUGGCUAAAAGAAGUGUCUUUGACGAGGAUUCCAAGAGACUGGAGAAUUUUAGUGAAAAAUAUGAACCACGUGAAUUCACCGGUGUUACUGGAAUACCUUCUUCUUCGCUGAUAAGCACCACAAGUUUAUCAUCAUUAGCUAGCUGUAGUACCAGUAACAGUAGCACUGCUAACAGUAAUAAUAAACCUGGUGUUGUUGGAGCUGUGACUGGAUCUGCGACUGGAGUAUCUUCCGGAAUUGGACCAGCUCUAGGAGUUCAGAGUUCUUGUAACAGCAAAGUUGGUCUGCAGUAUCCAUUCCCUAGUCAUCCGCCGAUGCAACAGUCUGCUGGUGUGUCCUCUUCCAGUAUUGGAAGUAUACCAUCAUCGUCUGUUGUAAUUACCACGGCGACUGCUCCGAUGACAACACCGGUGUCGUCGUCGCUAAAGACUGAUCCAAGAACAGCGGCUCACAAUUGUGUGCAUCCAGUACCGGCGACUCCUAUCACGCCGGGAACUUCGAUAAAAACAGCCAGUCCAGAAUUACCACCGGUCUCGCUGCCCAUUGGAUUGGGCAGCGGUACCGCGGCUGGUAGCUGCUUUGGUACAACAUCUGGGAGUAAUAAUACCGCUCAAACCGCGCGUACGACAAACAUUGGAUCUACCUCGUUGUUAUCUAGUACAACAACAUCAUUAUCGACAUCUAUGUCGUCUAGCUUGUCGUCUGGCCCGGCGUUAACCUCCGCGAAUUUGGCAGUAAUUAGUACAAUAGCAUUAGUGACUACUGCGACGACAACUAUAACGACAUCAUCAGCUAGUGAUAGUCGUAAUUCGACGUUAAUUUCAUCCUCGUCUAGUAAUUCGACGUCGAUAAUCAAUAAUAACAUUAAUAAUUCUAUUUGUUCUUUGCCUAUGACAAUAACCACGGCCUCGGUGACGAUAACAACUACAACCGCGCCUGCGACAACUUUGAUAUUUUCUACAGCAACAACAACAACUGCGGGAACGAUGACAACUACGACGUCGACGUCGACGGUAGAUCCAUCGCGUGUUAAACAACGAAAAGACGGCGGCAGUAGAGAAAGCAGAGACAGCAAAGAAAACAGAGACUCGAGGCACAGUCGGAGUAAAGACGGCUCGAGAAAAGCUAAAAAAGACGACAAUGAUAGUGAGAAAAUUCGUAAUAAAGAACGGGAUGACAAAGAUGAACGAUCCUUGUCGUUAUCGUCAUCCUCUGGUCUUAAUACGGCUGAGUCGACGAGUGAUACUCUCACGGCGACAGACACUCACAAUAAUAGAGACAUUAAAGAGAGCAAAGAGGCUCGUUACGAACGUAAAGAACGGGAGGAACGUGAGAGGCGAGAUAAAGAAGACCGUGAUAAACUGGAGCGAAAGGAACGUGAGGAAAAAGAGAGACGGGAAAAAGAUGAAGAGCGACGGGAGAAGGAGAGACUUGAGAAAGAACGAAGGGAUCGGGAGGAGAGGGAAAGAGAUCGCGAGAGAAAGGAACGGGAGGAAAUUGAAGCUCGGGAAAAAGACAAGCGGGAAAAAGAACGCUUGGAGAAAGAACGGAAAGAGAGGGAGGAGAAGGACAAACAGGAGAGAAGGGACCGGGAGGAACGGGAACGUAAGGAACGUGAGGUGAGAUUAGAACGGGAAAAACAGGAAAAAGAACGCCUCAGGAAGGAACGUGAAGAGUUUGAGAAACGGGAAAAGGAAGAACGGGAGAGAGUCGAGAGGGAACGCAGGAGGGAGGAGAAGGAGAAAAUUGAUCGAGAGAGAAAACGUGAGAGGGAAGAGAGGGAGAGACUGGAGAGGGAGAGGAGGAAAGAAAAGGAAGAACGUGAGAGGGUUGAGAAGGAAAAACGGGAGAAAGAAGAGAAGGAGAAAGUUGAGAAAGUUGAUAAGGUUGAUAAGGUUGAUAAGGUUGAUAAGGUUGAUAAGGUUGAGAAGGAUAAACAUGAGAGGGAAAAACGGGAGAGGAGAGAACGAGAGGAUUUGGAGAAACGGGAGAAGGAGAAGAUUGUGGAACAUGCCAAAAGGCGCGAUCGCGAUGACAAGGAUAAAGAUAAAGAUAGCAAGCGCGAGCGUGAGGAAACAAGACGGCAGCCGGUUGAAAAUCAUCACAUGGGGAACCAGAACCAGGUUCAAGUUUCUUCGCCAGCUCCUGUUUCGCUCAAACGAAGGUGCUCUUCUCAGGAGACUCCUCAGGAUGAUGAAAGUAAUAAGAGGAUGAAAAUUUCUGACCAUCGGCGGGAUAGCAAGGACAGGCCUCGGCAAAAUCGGAGGUCUGAGGAUCGUAAGCACAGAAAUGAUUCACAUAGGACUAGUCGGGAUAGCAGGGAGAAUCGGGACAGCAAAGACUCUUCUACGUCGACCCAGAGCCAGGAGAGUCGUGAGAGCAGAGAACCCUCAUUGCAGUCUCACGGCAGCAAUGAAUUACCUGGUAAAGAUGUUAUUAUAUCUUCAAGCCGAGAAAUUAAGGAGUGUCGAGAAAAUCGUGAGAGUCGCGAUAGUCGUGAGUCGAGGGAAAGCAGAGACAGUCGUGAAAAUAGAGAUAAUAAUCGGGAUAUUGCGACCAGUGGUAGUGGCGGUGGUGGUGGUGGUGGUGGUGGAAGUAAUAGCGGUAACAAAGAUAAACAACGGAGCAAGCGAAAUCGAUUGGAACGAGAGCGAAUGGAGAAGGACCGCAGCCCGCGGGUAUCUCAUGAACUUGACAAGGAGUUUCUUUCGAGGAUCGAACUUGCCAAGCGCGCGGAUAAUAAUGCCAGUCCGCCGAAUCGAGUUGAGAAUAACAACCAAACAAGCGGGUCUCAUCAUCAUCAUCAUCAUCACCAUCACCACCACCACCACCAUAGGGAGUCUCAGCGCGAGCACCAUCACGUCUCGAUAAAUCUGCACAGCGACAAUGAUGAUGGACACUCCUCGAAUCACGAGAUGCAGACACGGCAUCCCUCGCAAACGGACACUGACAGUGACGAGCCGAAGAAGCACUCGAUAUUCGAUAUUGUCGACGACGAGCCUGCUUACAUCAGUAUGUACGACAAAGUAAAAGCCCGGUCGACUAAAAAUAUGCAGAAACUCGAGGAGGAAAAACGUCAGGUCAGAUUAAAAGACAAAUUUUCACAGUUGAAGCAGAGCCGUGCCAGGAGAGAAGAAAAGAAACAAUCUACUUCUUGGGACGGUGAUUCUGUCAGCAGUAAGGCUUUAACUGAAGACGAGGGUACUUCUGAAUCAGACUCAACUCGUGCCAAAUCGCUGUCUCGUAAGGGCUCAAGAUCACGCAUCCACUCGGACACCAGCGAAGAGGACGAGUCCUUCAAUAACAAAGUCCAUAAAAUAAAAACCGAGAGAUUUGUUGAGAGUGACGUUGACCUCGGGUUUGCAGACACUGAGGAGAAACACACACCCACGGAGAGCUCCUCGAUCAACAGCUUGCGUACUGUUAAGCAGGAGCCAAGGUCAUCGGACGAUGAUGAACGCAUCCCUGUGGUAUCUUUUCCUUCAAACCAUCCGGCUGUUAAUAAUCAUCAGCGUGACUCGAGGAAAAAAUCACACAAAAAGAAACAAAAACGACAGAAGCUAUCAAUCUCCAGUGAAGAAGGCAGCAUUAAUAUUAAAAUUGAAUCACCGGACAGUAACGAGCACAAGAGGAAUGAACAAACUUGUAAAAAUAUCAUAUCCACCUCCGACUGUCGUGUUAAUCAUGUUAACGAUUCUACGGCUGUUACAACUGUCGCUUUGUCUUCCUCAGUCGCUCCGGCUUCGGCUGAAGUCUCUGUUACCUCUGAGGAGCGGAUCAGAGCCGAGAAAAAGCAACGGAACAAGAAGGACAAAAGAAGGGAGAGAACCAGCGAGGACAAAGCCAAGACUCGGAGAAAGAGACUAAACCGACAAGAGGCCAGAGACUCUCAGCGCAUGGAGGAUAUUUUUGGCCCCCUGUCAGACGAUGUUGAUGAUGCGCCAACAGCGCCCUUUUUCAAUCGUCUUGGCGGCGGUCUGCCGUCCGAAAAUAACGCCUACGGCUCUGACAGCGACGGCAUGCGUAGUCCUAUUUUGGACGUUGAUAGGGUCAGACGCAAGGCUGAGAAAAAACGUAGACACCAAAUUGAAGAUGAGAACAGCGUUGAUCUUGCGGAAGCUGGUCGAGAGAUUGAAGCUAAUUUACUAGGCCUCCCCGUCUCGCCCAAGCCUGCGGCGGUUUGUAAUGAGAGCAAUGACCAUGACGUCUUCAGGUUCACUGACGAUAAUGACAGUGUGGAGCCCUCGACGCCCACUACUGCCCCCGAGAAGAUCAAGGAGAAGAAGAAGAAGCGGAAGAAGUCCAAAGAGGAGCGCAGCCGGAAGGAUUAUCACCAUCACCACCACCAUCAUCACCACCAUCAUGACAAAGCCGGUGCGCUGCCUUAUCUAGGUGCUGACCCUAGUCCUCCCAGAGCCAGCAGUCCCAUUUCUCGCAAGACAGUCUCACCUCCACCGUUGCCGGUUUCUAGAGACACUAUUCUCAGUCCGAUUCCCAAAACACCACCCACUACGUCCACCCCAGCGACUACUUCAAUCACCACCACUUCUACUGUGUCUCCCUCGGUGGUCACCUCUCCAACAAUCGUCUCGAACAAGUCCGAGAAGAAGAAGGACAAGUUCAUCCCCGGGUUUGGAAUGGACAUUGAUGAGAAAAUCCACGAGAACGCGAUCAAGAGCAUCUCAGAACCCGAGGAGCGUGAAAGCGGAAGACAAUCCGGUGCUGGGAACCACGAACCCGAGCCACCUGCACCAGCUACUCCACCGCCGCAAGUCGAGGACAAGCCCCGCGUGGUUAUUUCGCAAGAAGAAACCGAGGACGCGGUUGCGGCGCUGCUUGAAGAGACAUUCGGCGGGUCUACUGAGGACUUUUCCUACGAAGGCGAUGAAGAAGAACCGGAGGGUGAUGGCGCCAGUGUACCACCGCCUGACGCACCUCAAGAAGACGUCGACGAGAUGCAGCAAGCUGUUGACAGUUUGAACGCCUCCACUGGGGCUGAAACAGACGCUGAUCUUAAACCAGACACGCCUCAGAGCGAGCACGAUCUCCAAAUUGAUACUGAUACUGAAGAGGAUCCUAAUUACGAGUCCUUUGAUCUGACUCAGCCGCCAAAGACUCCGGAUAUUCCGUCGUUUUACAAAUCUCCGGUCAGCAAGCAGUCUGUCAUUACAACGACGGCUGUAGUAGUUACAACAACAACUACCACCACGACGACUCCUGUAGAAAAGACUCCUAAUUGUACAACGCCUUCUCCAGUGGCCGUCAGGUCGCCGAGUCCGCCAGCUUCAGUCAUCUCUCACUCCUGGACCGAAGAGCACAAGCCUCCCAAGCCAACAGAGACUCCAGAAGCAGAAGCUUGCAGCAAGGACAGAGAAAGAGAAAGGGUUCCAGCGGCGACUCCAUCUUCGCCUCCGGGUCAGUACAAGCCGCCAAUGCCCUGCAGUCUGCCGAUAAUCAGCAACGAGGCUCCAAGACUAUCAGCGGCAAGUCCACGGCCGCCUGUAACUUCAUCCCAGCCUCUCUAUCAGAGACUUCCAGUCUCUUUGCAGAGUCAGAUGGUACCUCCACUUCGACAAACUCCUCCUAGAAUGUCAGUCGCUGUGACAACGUCUCCAUCAGUCACAGUCCCUACGACUAUGACAGUCCAGCCGCGUCCUUCCACGGUGAUUCCUUCACAAGCUCCAGCUUUGUCGCCGAACGGACAGUGGUCCAGGAAUAUUCCAAUAAGCUCGCACCUUUCUCACGGAAUUAAGACUCCCUCGAUAACAUCAACAACCUGCAGGAUCCCAGUGAGUGUUCCGAUAACUGCUCCGAUUCAUCGAGACUUGUCUAACCAGCACAUCUACUCAACGGCAGCCAGCCAGCAGCCUGUGAUCCAGCACGCACCGGGAAUGCGAGCACUCGCGCCUAGUUAUCCUCGUAGUGGUCUUCCGCCACUGACGUUGAAUAUUCCACCGCGACCUUACAUGCCAGUGCCCCCGCUGGUAUCGGGAAUUCCACGGGACUCUGGGAAACCGCGAGACUCUAUGGCAUUUGGUGGCAAGUCUGUUAUAGAGACUCUAAUUCCCGGUCAUCUUAACGAGUCGCCGCAGCGACUGGAGGAGCCGAAAUUGUCACCAGCGGUGAUUCCCGAGCCAACUAGCAAGGCCUCCACGUCGCCGAAGGUUCCCUCGCCUAACCAGCCGCCCACUUUUAUUCCCGAGACGGCCAAGAUUGAAAUAUCCGCGAGCACAUCCACGCCAGCGAUCAGCAAACCUGCUGAGAAUAUUUUGUCACCGAGGCAAAAACAAUUGCCGGUUAAUAAUGCUGUUGAGUUGUCAACAGAGUUGUCGAAGAAACCGGAACUGACCAACGUUCAUCUGCUGACCACCCAUCCACCUCACACAUCUGCGCCGAGUCCGGUGAUUGUCGCGCAUGGUCAGCAUCUGGUUCACAAGUCUGUGGUACACUCUUUGAUACCCACCACUGUUACUCCCAACCAACCGCUGAUCAAGACUGUGGUUCCGGUGGUCAGCCAGUUCUCUCAAGCCCACGUCGCUCUUGAUAAACCAGCAGUCACACCUAUAGUUACCAUGGCUGGUCAACAACAGCAGCAACGUCCACCAAUUUCUCAAGGAGUUUUGUUAAUAAAACCACACAUUCCACUUGUCUCAACAGUCUCCCAAUCGAUAACCCGUGUGUCUACGAGUGUCACUUCAAUGGCAACUCCGAUGAUUUCACCGCCUCAACCGAAACCAACCACACCAGAAGCUCCAGCAGAGCGCCAAGAAAGAUUCACAGAUAUCCAGAAAACUAAAACAGAAGCUACUGAUUCAGCGACCGUCCAAAAUAAAUUCUUACCAUCUCCAGAAGUCAAGCAAGAAGAUGUUAAACCUCCGGUUGAACUUGUCAAGGAAGAAAGUAAGCCGGUUGAGGUUGAGGUUAAAGUCGAGAAGGUUGAAAGUGAAACCCUUGCUACUGAAAUUCCUGCUAAGGUUCUACCAGAAAUUGUACCGAAAGAUGAGCCUUUGAUCACUGAACCACCUAAAGAGAUAAAGCAACAACGGGAUGAGGAGGAAGAACCUAAGUGUGAAGAAGACGAGGAAGACACUGCUGAUGAAGCUCGAGAGUCAAACGAUCCUCUGGCUAUCGACGGUGCCCGUGAAGAUCCUGCGGAUAGUAAAGAAGACAGUGAUUAUUGGUCUGCUAAGGAGGUUAAUAUUGAGAGUGUCAUAAAAACUGUCGACGCGCUCUGCGAUGGGGAGGGUAACGAUGAAGUUCAUGAUGAUGAAGACAGCCACAAUGACCAGGAGACCAAUGGCGAGUCCCACGACACCAGCAAGGGCGAAGACUGGCCUGACACUGAAUCUACAGAGGGCGAUAGCAAGAAAGACUUCUCCAACAAUGACGAGCAGGACGAAGGCGUUGAAACUUCCUGCGAAGUGGAACCUCGCUCCCGUCGCGUCAGGUCUAAGACUCGUCGCGGAGGUGGCCGGGGUGGAGUAUCUAAUAGGCGAGUUAACAGAACAGCGGGUUCUGGGAAGCGUGGAGGACGUACUCCGAGGAACAGCAAGCAGGAGAAGAACAAAUUGCCUGCUGAUGUUUACGAAUUCCAUGAUGACAGCGAGGAAGACAACGCGGGUAGACCGCGGCUUAUUUUGACGAUUAAAUCACCUGGACCGACUGCAGCUGCUGGACCCAAUGCUCAACCAGUAGCAGCUGUGAAAGAAGUCGCUGCGGAAGAGUUUGUCUCUCCCGCGACCAACACGCGGAAAUCUAAGCGACUUGCUGAGAAAGACAUCAGCAGGACCACUGUUGAUGACACUAUUGAAGAUGUGGUCCGCGGGUCGACUCCUAACAAAGCUCUGCUUGGUGUCCAGGCCACCCGAAGAAGCACCAGGCACAACAACGGCUCCAAGCCUCUCCAGCCGCAGCUUAUGAUCGUUGAGACCAGAAAAUCAAGAGGCGGGCGGAGAACUUCAAGGAGGACUUCCGAGACCAAUGAAGACAGCGGGGAAGAAAAGAGCAAGGAUCCAAGGCCAGAGGUAGCUAUUACAUCAGCUCCGUCUCCGGUUUCAGUUUCUACUACUACGACAACCACCAGAAGUGAUAGCGAGACCACUGAGACAGCUUCUGUCGCCGUUCCUGAGACUCCGGUCAAAGGUCCUGAGCCGGUUAAACAACUACCCACUGCUCUGGGACAGAAGUCUUCUUUGGAGCCGAUGACUCUGAUCGACCCGGUGACUGGCAUGCUGAUUCCCAUGAGGGAGUCUGAAGAAGGCCAGUACAUUCCAGUCUCUACAGCCUCCGGGCAGAUACAGAAUAUCCCCAGAAGCUUGGUUGAAGCGCGCACGAAUACUGAUAAGGGAGAUAAGUUCCCGCCGACGUUGCAGCCAGCCCAUCCUAGGCCUGUUGAAGAGUCUAAAGCUAAAGUUCCCGAGGCACCGCCUAACCUGGAGCCUGCUGACUUGAGCCAGCCGUGCAAGACCCAGCCUAGUGUCAUCACCAAGUCCCAGGCUUCUGCUCCAGUUCCAGUUUCUACUGCUCAGGUGACUUCCUCGGUGGUCGUCCAGCCGACGAUGACUCCGCCGGUGUCCACGUCUGUGCUGACCAACACGCCGACCAACCUGGUGACCACCAGUCAAUGCAAGCCGACGAGUUUGAAGGCUCACGUGCUGAAUCCCAGCAAACUUGCCAGCACUCCGGUGGCUCAGCAGAUUGUGGUGUCCAAGCCGGUGACUCCAAGUCAGCCCGCGGUGCAGAAUAUCAUCAAGCAGCCGAACCAGGCCAUGUCUGGGUUGAGGUUGCAAAUUCCUGCUGGAAGAGUCUCCUCACCGGGACUGAGUCCGCGUGGCAAGCAGCCGGUUCCUAUCAGCAGUGCUAAUGGCAAACCGGGACAGCCUAUGUCUCCGGUGCUAAAUAGCUCGAAUAUUCCACCGAACCCCAAGCAGCAUCUUCUCCAGGCUGCUAAGCAGCAACAACAGCAGCAAACACCGACGAUAGUGAACAUGCAGCAGAAAAUGAAUAUCAAUGCCCAUCCGAGCAACGUAGCGACUACUCCGGUCCAGAGGAUCCACAACCCCAUUUCCCAGGCUACCAAUCUCAAGGGAAUUAACGGGCAAACUCAUCUGCCAAGCCCGAAAGCUCAUUUACUCCAAGCGGUCGCUCCAAACACGAUAAUGAGCGGUGGAGUCGCCAGUCCGCCUACCCAGCCGCACAUUAUUGGAGCACAGGCGGUUGUUUCAGUGGCUAGUUGCUCGAGAUCUAUUGCAGCGAAACCACAAAUCGCUGGGAUGGAACCACCUAAAGUUGAAGUAUCGAUGUCUGGAUGUAUUAUGGUCCCUAAUGCUAGUCCGAGCCGGGUUUCUGUUCCCUACGAAGCAGCUUUGCAUGGACCUCCAGGCGCAGCUCCAUCACCAGGAGGUCAGUACGGACUCGUUCCACCACACAGAACACAGAGCCCUCCAUUACCUCCGCCUGCUCAUCAUCAUACUAAUGCUUCUCAGGGUGACGUAGUAAAUCAUUACGGUGGACUAUCAAGAGCUGGCGAAUUACCACCACCUUACAUGCUUCCUCUUCCGUACCAGUUCUUGCGUGCUCAACAAGAAGCAGCAUUGACAACACCACGUAUAGCGUAUCACGUACCCGACGCGCGUUCGCCUCAUCUGCCUCUCGAUCCUAAAAUGGAAGCCAGCGGUGAAGAAAGCCACAGCCCGCCAUUAGAGCUGGUACGAGCGACCAGAACUCCUCACGACCGGACAACAGACAGCCCCCAAGUCGCUCAAGUCUAUAUGAUGCACGGUGGUCAACGUUUGCCAGCACCACCUCAGUACAACACCGGGAGUAAUCCUGUUUUUGCUGGUGGACCCACCGGUGCUCGCGGUCCUUAUUAUGAGCCACCACCUGCGCACAUUCGCUCUCAGUAUCCAAUGGCUGCGAGUGAAGCGCCAGAUCGCGCGUUGACGCCAGACCGACACAGAAAGCAUCAAGUAGCCACACCACCUCAUGCUUCGCAAGUUCCACCUCAAGCGGACUCACUUCUUAUGCUUCUUAGGCGGUACCCUGUCAUGUGGCAGGGUCUGCUGGCUUUGAAGAAUGAUCAAGCUGCUGUGCAGAUGCAUUUUACUGACAAUGAACAUUGUAUGCUGUUGGCAUUGCCUUGUGGACGAGAUCAAAUGGAUGUUCUUCAGCAGAGUAAAAAUCUUCAAACUGGUUUUAUAACUUACCUACAACAGAAACAGGCAGCUGGAAUUGUAAAUAUUGCCGCACCGGGUUCACAGCAGCCCGCAUACGUAGUCCACAUCUUUCCAUCAUGCGACUUUGCCAACGAGAGCCUGGCCCGAAUAGCACCAGAUCUGCUGCACCGAGUAGCCGAGAUUGCUCACCUGGUCAUCGUAAUAGCCACAGUUUGA
This is a messenger RNA of Cotesia congregata, 13653 nucleotides long. Lineage: Eukaryota; Metazoa; Arthropoda; Insecta; Hymenoptera; Braconidae. The record is from the annotation of a GenBank genome assembly.